AUGGCACUGGAAAACUCCACGUUCUCUUCUCGGCCAGAGUCCCUCUCUCUGCCGGUCCCAGAGAAAGGGGAGGUGCCUGCUGAGGAGACCAAAGAAGAUGUUCCUGCCACGGGUGUAUUUAACGUCUCGGAGGAACUUGGGCACGUGGUAACCACAGAGACAUCACCGCCCCCACAAGUGCCCUCUAAUAACACCCUGUCAUUCCAGGACAAGAUGGCUGCCCGGGAAGCACAAGCCAAUCAGCACCGAAAGAAGCCGCAAGGGGCAGGGCAGGAGCGGGGAAGGUUUGGCUGGGCACGCAGUAAGCGUAAGAGGCAACGAUAUGUGGAGAAAAACGGCCGCUGUAACGUCCAGCAUGGUAACAUGCGGGAAACUUACCGCUACUUGACGGACAUCUUUACCACUCUGGUGGACCUGAAUUGGCGCUGCUCACUCUUUGUUUUCGUCAUGGCCUAUGCCGUCACCUGGCUUUUCUUUGGUGCUAUAUGGUACCUUAUUGCAUACUGCAGGGGAGAUCUGGAUCAUUUGGAGGACGAGACGUGGACUCCGUGCGUGAACAACGUGAACGGUUUCAUCUCCGCUUUCCUUUUCUCCAUCGAGACGGAGACCACCAUCGGAUAUGGCCAUCGUGUCAUCACCGACCAGUGUCCUGUGGGCACCAUGCUUCUGCUUUUGCAAGCCAUACUGGGCUCAAUGGUCAAUGCUUUCAUGGUUGGCUGUAUGUUUGUGAAGAUCUCUCAGCCAAACAAGCGUGCAGAGACACUGGUGUUCUCCCGGAACGCGGUCAUUUCUCUGCGAGACGAUAAGCUGUGUCUGAUGUUCCGAGUUGGCGAUCUGAGAUCCUCGCACAUCGUGGGAGCCAACAUGAGAGCAAAGCUCAUCAAAUCCAAACAGACCCAAGAGGGUGAAUUUAUUCCGCUGGAUCAGACAGAUAUCAGUGUGGGCUUUGAGACCGGGGAUGACCGCUUGUUCCUAGUGUCUCCGUUGGUCAUCUCUCAUGAGAUCGACUCCCGCUCACCGUUCUGGGACAUGUCGCAGGCUCAGUUAGAGAAGGAAGACUUUGAGAUUGUCGUGAUCCUGGAGGGCAUGGUGGAAGCUACAGGUAUGACUUGUCAAGCACGGAGCUCCUAUUUGGCCGAGGAGGUGAUGUGGGGUCACAGGUUCAGCCCGAUGAUGUCCCUGGCCGAAGGAUUCUUUGAUGUGGACUACGGAGCAUUUCAUCAUACCUUUGAGGUGGACACACCUUCUUGUUCAGCUCGAGAGCUUGCAUUAGCCGCUGCUCGCCUGGAAGCCCACCUCUAUUGGUCGAUCUCCAGCCGGCUGGAUGAAGAGAAGUGGGAGGUGCCUAACCUGAACGAGCAGUCAAAAACCCCUGGCGAUUCUGAACCUGUCAGUGGAAAAGAUGGAGGCGGACCGACAUUCAUUGUGGGUGGAGUCGCAGAUACCCAGGAACAGCCAGUUGUAGGGGAACAGAAUGGCAGUGUCACUACAGACCAAUCAGAAACUGAGGCCUAA
Molecule: messenger RNA, 1515 nt
Organism: Neoarius graeffei (lesser salmon catfish)
Lineage: Eukaryota; Metazoa; Chordata; Actinopteri; Siluriformes; Ariidae
Gene: kcnj9
Product: potassium inwardly rectifying channel subfamily J member 9
Exons: 7
Coding region: 1-1515 (504 amino acids)
Biological process (GO): potassium ion import across plasma membrane; regulation of monoatomic ion transmembrane transport
Cellular component (GO): plasma membrane
Molecular function (GO): G-protein activated inward rectifier potassium channel activity
Source: RefSeq, a predicted model, not a curated record